Molecule: messenger RNA, 815 nt
Organism: Anoplophora glabripennis (Asian longhorned beetle)
Lineage: Eukaryota; Metazoa; Arthropoda; Insecta; Coleoptera; Cerambycidae
Product: magnesium-dependent phosphatase 1-like
Exons: 5
Coding region: 245-748 (167 amino acids)
Molecular function (GO): acid phosphatase activity
Source: RefSeq, a predicted model, not a curated record
GAUUCCGCAUCUCCGCAGUUCCGCACUAAAUUAUUGUACAUGAGGACCGGCCAUUAUUUCAGAAGCCAGAAGACGUCAUUUUGACGUACGACGAGUUUAAUAAAACCAUGCAUAUGUAUGUAUUAUAUAUAUUAUGAUGUAAAGUGUGGCGUUGAGCAAAGAGCACUGCUGUAGUGAAUAUAUUUCUCUAAUCUAGGGUAGUGAUAGAGGAUGAGGUUGUCGUUUACUUUUACCAGACUUUGAAAUGGCUUUAAAUUCUCCAAAAUUAAUGGUGUUCGAUUUAGAUUACACGUUGUGGCCGUUUUGGAUAGAUACUCACGUAUAUCCACCAUUUAAAACAAAAUCUAAUGGUCAAAUAGUUGAUUUAUAUGAGAGUCCAGUCACGCAUUAUCCAGAAGUACCAGAUGUACUUGAAAAACUUCAGCGGGAAGGUUAUAUUUUAGGAGUAGCUUCUCGCACUUCCGAAAUAAAAGGUGCUUUGCAAUUAAUAGAUCUGUUUGGUUGGGAUAAAUACUUUACAUAUAAAGAAAUAUUUCCUGGGCAAAAAAUUACACACUUUUACAAUAUAAAAAAGCAAUCUGGACUCAACUUUACCGAAAUGAUGUUUUUUGACGACGAACAACGUAAUAUCAGAGAUAUUAGUGAGCUGGGAGUGGUGUCUGUAUACGUCAAGAACGGGGUUUCCAAAAAGGUGGUCGAGGAAGGGAAAAAUAUGUUUGCCAAUAAAAGCAAUGUGAUAAAUAUAUAAGAUGCGAUUUUUAACAGAGAUAUUUUUAUUUUGUGUAUAUUUUAAAAUACAAGACCGUUUAAAUGUA